Messenger RNA from Staurois parvus, 413 nucleotides. The record is from the annotation of a GenBank genome assembly. Lineage: Eukaryota; Metazoa; Chordata; Amphibia; Anura; Ranidae.
AUGUACAUACAUACACAGACACAUGUACACACAGACACACAUGUACACACACACAUGUACACACACACACAUACAUAUACAUACAUUCAGACACAUGAACAGAUACACACAUGUACAGACACACACACACGCACAGCCCUAUAAAAAGUUGCAGUAUUUUGUUACCUUCACUCACAGAGCCGGGUACUGCACUCUAGGGGAUGGCAGAGAGCACAGCACACACUCCUUCCUUUGCUUUCACUUUGCUGAACUAUUGAGCAGUCUGACGGCUCCCAGUGCGAGUGACAGAUCCGGCCCUGAGUUCCGAGCCUGCUCAGCAAGACGGCCCUGGGGACACACUCGCCCCACCAUAAUUUCCACUCGCCAUUGGCGAGCAGGCAAGUGGAAAUUUCAAGGCCUGCUCUAGUGAAUUG